UAUUACUUUUACUAAGAUAAUUUAAUAGCUUUCAUAAUAUGAGUACUUUUAUGAAAUCCAUGCACUCCAUAAUUUACGAUAGAUAGAGUGUUUCAACGUAGUUUGAUCUGUUGAUUGUGUACCGAAGUCUGAUCAUGGACAGUGAGGUGCAGAGAGAUGGAAGAGUUCUCGAUCUCACAGAUGAUGCCUGGAGAGAAGACAGACUGCCAUAUGAAGAUGUCACAAUCCCACUGAGUGAACUUCCAGAAGCAGAGCAAGACAACGGCGGAUCGAACGAGUCCGUCAAAGAGCAAGAGAUGAAGUGGUCAGAUCUCGCCCUGCAGAGUUUGCAUGAAAACACCCCUAACAUUGGUACUUAGAUGUGGAGAUGCUGUUCAUUUAUCUUUUCGCUAUGUGGGUCACUGAUACAAGACUUAUGAUGCAAAAGACGAUUUUCUUAUGAUUACGUGCUACUGUGAUUUGCAUUCAAUGUGUUUUUGAUAUUAAAGAAUAAAUAAAAAAAAUAAAAAAUUUUUUUUUAAA
Messenger RNA from Carassius carassius (crucian carp), 522 nucleotides. It is a transcript of the gene anapc13, whose product is annotated as anaphase promoting complex subunit 13. Bases 135 to 359 code for a protein of 74 amino acids. Gene Ontology annotation, biological process: protein K11-linked ubiquitination. NCBI's taxonomy places the organism in Eukaryota, Metazoa, Chordata, Actinopteri, Cypriniformes, Cyprinidae. The record is from RefSeq and is a predicted model, not a curated record. The transcript has 2 exons. Gene Ontology annotation, cellular component: anaphase-promoting complex.